Messenger RNA from Etheostoma cragini (Arkansas darter), 1376 nucleotides. Its product is annotated as inactive phospholipid phosphatase 7-like. The coding region runs from base 114 to 986 and encodes 290 amino acids. Gene Ontology annotation, cellular component: nuclear envelope. The record is from RefSeq and is a predicted model, not a curated record. The transcript has 4 exons. Gene Ontology annotation, molecular function: sphingosine-1-phosphate phosphatase activity. NCBI's taxonomy places the organism in Eukaryota, Metazoa, Chordata, Actinopteri, Perciformes, Percidae.
GAACAGCUGACAGCAGCCUAAGAAGGCCAGCUGAUCUAUUUAUAGCAGAGUCCCUGUGAGUCCAGGACCUGAUCCGUCUCAGUUCUGCAGCUGCACCCCGUCUCACCACCACCAUGCCCGGCAGCCAGGCCCGGUCCCGGGCCAGAGACCGGAACAAUGUCCUGAACCGGCCCGAGUUUAUGUCCCUGAACCAGCCCCCCCGCUGGGAGCAUGGGGCAGGUGAAGGGCGGGGGGGUCCGAGGAGAGCCAGCAGACAGCAGAGUCAGCAGGAAGACGCUGGAGGGAGGGGGUCCAGGGAGUCCUCCGAGGGGGGCCCGGCAGCCGAGGGGGGUCUGAAGGACCAGGACUGCAUGCAGCUGAACCCGUCGUUCCGCGGCAUCGCCCUCAGCUCGCUGCUCGCCAUCGACAUCAGCCUGUCCAAGCGGCUGGGCGUGUGCGCGGGGACGCGGGGCGGGGGGGCGGGGGCCCCGCUGCGCUCCAUGGUCGCCCUGCUGGCCCUCACCGGACACGCCCUGCCCUGGCUCUGUGGGACGCUCGUCUGUCUCUGGAGCAGCAACACGCUGGCGGGACAGGAAGUCCUCGUCAACCUGCUGCUGGCCCUGAUCCUGGACCUGAUGACGGUCGCGGGGGUGCAGAAGCUGGUCAAACGCCGAGGACCAUGGGACUUCCCUCCAGGGUUUCUGGACUACAUCGCCAUGGACGUGUAUUCCUUCCCAGCAGCCCACGCCAGCCGGGCCGCCAUGGUGUCCAAGUUCCUGCUGCACCACCUGGUGCUGGCGGUGCCCCUCAGGGUUCUGCUCUACCUGUGGGCCCUCCUGGCCGGCGUGUCCCGGGUGCUUCUGGGUAAACACCACAUCUCCGACGUGGGCUGUGGAUUCGCUCUCGGCUUCCUGCACUUCAGCCUGGUGGAGUCCGUUUGGCUGGACUCGGCCACCUGCCAGACCCUCAUCUCCAUCGGCACGCUGCGCUGGGCGCCCCUGGUCUGACCCGGUCUGACCCGGUCUGACCCGGUCCAGCUGGGAGGAAAGCUGCGUUCAGGAGGCAACCCGGUCUCCAGCGGCUUCCAUGACUUGUUGCUUUAAUGCUCGUAGUCCGAAGGGUCCCAGUCCUCCGGGUCAGGGUCCCCGAGGAAGGUCGAAACCAGGACAACUGGACUUGGUGGAGGUUUUCAAAGGGCCCGUGUUAUGAAAACAUCCUUUUUUCUGGGAUUUGGGGGUUAUUUUGAGUCUCUGGUGCUUCACACACACAUGGAAAAUAAUAAAAAAUAUUGUAAAAAAAAAAGUCAAAAAAAUGUUGAAAAAAGCUAAAAAUGCAACAAAAAACUUGAACGACGCUGUAAAAAGUGAAGAAAAGACUUUAAAUCUGGUGGAGAAAUA